CCCGCUGCCGGGCCGCAGCGCGGCGGGGCCGGGCCGUGCCGGGGCCGUGCCGACGGCGCUGGGGCUCCCGCGGCCCCGAAGGGGUUAAGGCAGGCGGGCUCCGUCCCGCCGGCGCCGAGACCUGCCCAGCCAGACCAGCAACUUCGCGGCAGCGGCGGCAGCAGGCGGAGCGGUGCGGAGCGGAGCGGGGCUGCGGCCGCCGCCAGCGCGCUCCCCCCGGCAGCGGCAGCGGGGGCGCCCCGGCCCCGCCGCGCUCCCCCGGCGGCCGCAGGUGCCGGUGAGGCCGUGGCCGCCAGCGAUCCUCCCUUCGCCGCCGUUUCUGCCCGCGGCCGGCGGGCUUGCGGCACCGCGCAGCCAUGACGACCUCGGCCCUGCGCCGGCAGGUGAAGAACAUCGUGCACAACUACUCGGAGGCGGAGAUCAAGGUGCGGGAGGCCACCUCCAACGACCCAUGGGGGCCGCCCAGCUCCCUGAUGUCGGAGAUCGCGGACCUCACCUUCAACACGGUGGCCUUCGCCGAGGUCAUGGGCAUGAUCUGGCGGCGGCUGAACGACAGCGGCAAGAACUGGCGCCACGUCUACAAGGCCCUCACGCUCCUGGACUACCUCAUCAAAACCGGGUCGGAGAAGGUGACCCACCAGUGCCGGGAGAACCUCUACACCAUCCAGACCCUCAAGGACUUCCAGUACGUGGACCGGGACGGCAAGGACCAAGGCAUCAACAUCCGGGAGAAGGUGAAGCAGGUCAUGGCGCUGCUCAAGGACGAGGAGCGGCUGAAGCAGGAGCGGGCGCACGCGCUGCAGACCAAGGAGCGCAUGGCCCUCGAAGGCAUGGGCAGCGGCAGCCACCAGCUCAGCUACAGCCGGCGCGCCUCGCCGUACGGCGACGACUACGGCCGGGCACGGGGCUCGCCGUCCUCCUUUAACUCCUCGUCCUCGUCCCCGCGGUUCGCCUCCGACCUGGAGCAAGCGAGGCCCCAGACCACGGGCGAGGAGGAGCUGCAGCUGCAGCUCGCCCUGGCCAUGAGCCGCGAGGAGGCCGAGAAGAAGCCACUUCCUCCAAUUUCCAGUACAGACGAAGAAAGGCAAUUGCAGCUCGCGCUCGCGCUGAGCAAAGAGGAGCACGAGAAGGAGGUGAGGGCUUGGCAGGGGGAGAACUCCCUGCUGCAGAGAGCCUUGGAGGAGACCACACAGGGUGGGGAGGAAGAGGAGGAAGAAGAGAAGAUGAAGAAAAGCCAGUCCUCUAUAAUGGAGCUGGCAGAUAUAUUUGGGCCGGCGCCAGCCCCUCCCAGCCACACGUCUGUCGACCCGUGGGAUGUGCCAGAUCUGAAACCCAAAGCGGAGCCAGCAGCCUCUGCCUGGGCCGGCGCAGCCGACCCCUGGGUCCCGCUCCCGGCCACGGCCGGGGACCCGCUCUCCCAGGCGACAGCGUCAGCCCACCAAGCCUCCGCCGGGCCCUGGGAUUUCCCCCCCGGUGCCACCUCCUCCUCUUCCUCUGAUCCUUGGGGAAAGACGCCCUUGCCUUCUGGCUUCUCUUCCGCGGACCCCUGGGUGAAGGCCUCCCCACCCGCUCAGGCUUCUUCUGGUGCUACGUCGGCUGCCGACCCCUGGGCCUCUGUCACUGAGCAGCCUCCUAACCCGGCUGCGGGGGGGGACGCUUUCGACCUGUUUGCAAAGCCGCCGGAGCCAGCCGAGCAGCCGGAGCAGGAGCACUCGCAGCUGCCCUCCUCGGCCAAGUCCAACAGCCCCGUUGAGCUGGACCCCUUCGGCGACCUGUUCCCCAGCGCCAAGCAGGACGGGGCGAAGAGCUUCGACCUCACCAGCCUGGCGGACUCCCUGGCCGAAUCCUGCAAGGAGAGGAAGGACUGUAAAACGCCCGAGGCGUUUCUCGGCCCCGCCGCCUCCUCCCUCGUGAACCUCGACUCCCUGGUUGCUCCCCCGCAGGCGUCCAAGACGCGCAACCCUUUUCUCUCGGGUCUCAGCACACCGUCCCCCACCAACCCGUUCAGCGUCGCCGAGCAGCCCAAGCCCACGCUCAACCAGAUGCGGACCGGCUCGCCCGUGCCCGGCCUGGCCGUGGGCGUCCCCGUCAACUCCAUGACGUACAGCGCGUCGCUCCCGCUGCCGCUGAGCAGCGUCCCCGCGGCUGCGGCCCUGCCCGCCUCCGCCAGUGCCUUCCCGCAGGCCGGGGCCGGGCCCUUUCCCGAACUCCCCAGCAACCUGCCGCAGCCUUUAUUGCCGCUGAGCGGCCCGGCCCCGCCGCCGCCCUCCCAAGGGGGGCUGAACCCCUUCCUCUGAAGUCUCUGGACCGGUGGCACGUGUAGUCUCUCGCCCCUUCCCCGGCUGUUACAGACACCCCGGCGUUUCCUCGUGCAAAGACCUGCAGGGCAACCGGUUCACUAGCUGCGAUGGAGGAGGCCUCAUUUUGCAAAGUCCUAUCCCAGCACCCGCCCAGGUCGCGGACGGAGUCAGCAUGAAUAUCCUCGCUUGAAGCGCUAGAGAAGAGCCCGUUCCCGCAUGGCGGGCGAAGGACAGCUCGAUCCGCCGGCGGCGGCGCGGGGCGCGUGCCCGGCUGGCUCUCAGCGGUGCGGGGCAGGCGGAGGAGCCCCCAUAAGGGCUUCCAAUAUUUGGGCCCUCCGCUCCGGUGCGGCCGGCUGGCCUGGCGCGGAGGGUUGGAGGGACGCCCCGUCUCCGCGUCCCUCCCGGCGGGCAGCCCGAGGGCCGGGCCGCGAGCAGCGGGGCGAGCGCGCCCCUUCCGCUACGGCUUGCUGCCGCAGAGCUUGCAUGGAGCUGGGGCCCGCCGGCUGCAGCGGGGGCGUUCCUGGGGCUGGGAGUGGUCGGAGCUUUCCCCCUUCCCGUCCUUUUCCUUGGAAAUCGUCUUCCCUCUCCAGGCUUCCCCUUUCUCCCGCCUUUCUGCCCCCCACGCUUGGUUCCCCAGGCUGGCGCGUGCUCCCUGCCGCGCUCCCCGGCUGCUGCUCGCCAUCCCCUUCUCGCCGUCGCCUGCGGCGUCUCCCCCCAGCCCCACCUGGCCCCUCGUCCCCUCCGUGCCCGCUAUGCCCGUCCUCAACCCGCCUCCGACCCGUGGGGGAAGAAGCCGCAGGAGGCUCCUGCAGCCGAAGGGCGUCCAGCCCCCCCGGCCCCGGGCCUGGCACCCUCCUCGCGGCGCAGCGGGUCGGCCUCGGCCCUGGGAGCCGCGCGGGGGCCGCCAUCGCCGCGGGGGGCCGGGGGGCCGUGGCGGGGCGCAGUCGUCAGCGCUUCAGUGCAUACGUUCGUUAGCACUUCUCUAAAGCAGCGGCAGCACCAGCUCCACGGUGACAGAGACUUUGUGGCUAUAACAGAACUUAGGAAAUCAUGAACUGACUGUAAAACAAUAAAAUAUCCUAAUGGGC
Messenger RNA from Dromaius novaehollandiae (emu), 3388 nucleotides. RefSeq names its product epsin 3 (gene EPN3). Lineage: Eukaryota; Metazoa; Chordata; Aves; Casuariiformes; Dromaiidae. The coding region runs from base 357 to 2297 and encodes 646 amino acids. Gene Ontology annotation, biological process: endocytosis. Gene Ontology annotation, cellular component: clathrin vesicle coat; plasma membrane; endosome. The record is from RefSeq and is a predicted model, not a curated record. Gene Ontology annotation, molecular function: clathrin binding; phospholipid binding. The transcript has 10 exons.